GGUAAUCCUAGCUCAGUCAUGAUCAGGACAUUUCCUAAGGGCACUGAAAUUCUAGAAAAUGCUGGAUAUAGUCAAUGGGAAGCACAGGAGGUUUUUUUGUUUUGUUUGUGUGUGUGGGGUUUUUUUUUUUUUUUUUUUUGAGUAAGAGAAUUGUUGAGAAAUGUACAGAAAGCAUUCUCACAACUUCACUUUUUCCAAAUACCUUCUUUCAAAAACAUCGAUUUGUUAGGAAUGCUCCUGUAGUUGUAGCUGUCUGCUCUGGUGUGGGCAGGCUGAUGGAAGCCUGGGUCUCCCAACGAGGUCUGAGCUUUCUCUUCCUUUCUAAGAUGAGAAUUCGAAAGCAGUGGGGAAGUGCUGUUGGACCUAUCACAGCCUUGCUAACAGACAGCCUAUUACAGUAUUUAAUAAAAACAGAAACAGCAUGCCUAUCAUAAGCUAAUAAACCCUGCCUCCUGCACGCUUUAAAAACAGUAUGAAGCAGCUUCUACGGAGCUUCAGCUAACUAAUUUCAAGCAUGGCUGUCUAGCGCUCCUAUCACUCCUAUUGUCCUUCCAAACUCUUUCAGACAUUUUGAGCUGGAAGUAUUAAAGCGAUGAGUUAGGGGAGGUUGAGACAUUAAUGGUCCAAAAAGGCUUUAGGCGCGAGAAGGAAGGAUGAUCACUGCUGGCUCUUCGGAGGAGGACUGCACUGGUUUGCUGUGAUUAAAAAAUUAAGCGUGGCUUUUGAGGAAGAUGUGACAACUACUGGAGGUUUAGUCAUCAUUUGUCCAAGAUAUCUACCAACAGGAAAGAAGCCCCUGGACCAACAUCCUCUAAGAUGUUUAUAUGGACCAGUGGCCGGACCUCUUCAUCAUACAGACAUGAUGAGAAAAGAAAUAUUUACCAAAAAAUCAGGGACCAUGACCUCCUGGACAAAAGGAAAACUGUCACAGCACUGAAAGCUGGAGAGGACCGUGCCAUCCUCCUGGGCCUGGCUAUGAUGGUGUGCUCCAUCAUGAUGUACUUCCUGCUGGGAAUCACACUCCUGCGCUCCUACAUGCAAAGUGUGUGGACAGAGGAAUCUCAGUGCACCUUGCUGAAUGUGUCCAUCACAGAAACGUUUAACUGCUCCUUCAGCUGCGGGCCGGACUGCUGGAAACUCUCUCAGUACCCCUGCCUCCAGGUCUAUGUCAACCUGACCUCCUCUGGUGAAAAGUUCCUCCUCUACCACACAGAAGAGACAAUGAAACUCAAUCAGAAGUGCUCCUAUAUACCUAAGUGUGGAAAAAACUUUGAGGAGUCCAUGUCUCUAGUGAACGUUGUCAUGGAAAACUUCAGGAAGUACCAACACUUCUCCUGCUACUCUGACCCGGAAGGAAACCAGAAGAGUGUCAUCCUAACCAAACUCUACAGUUCCAAUGUGCUGUUCCAUUCACUCUUCUGGCCAACAUGUAUGAUGGCUGGGGGUGUGGCUAUUGUUGCCAUGGUGAAACUCACACAAUACCUCUCGCUGCUUUGUGAGAGGAUCCAAAGGAUCAAUAGAUAAAAGCAAACACGGAUGAAAUCAUUUUCUUUACUGCUCAAAUACUGUUUUCUUUCAUUCUUCACCAAAGAACCUUAAGUUUGUAAUGUGCAGUCUGUUAUGAGUUCCUUAAUAUAUUCUUAUAUGUAGAGCAAUAAUAUAAAAGCUGUUCUAUAUGCAAACAUGAUGUCUUUGUUGUUCAGGAGAAAAAAAUAAUUGUUUUGUGUUGGUUGGUUGUUUUCAUAGUUCUGUUUUCAUGCUGGAUCUAGCACUUCCUUCUCUUGUUCUGCCAAAAUAAGACUCAGUUAUUCAUUUGUCAAGUUUUGUGGAAGAGUAUAGACAAUGCCAGUGUGUAGGGUCUGUGUGCUCAGUUGUCAGAUCUCUUGAAAACAUUUCUGCAAUAUUUUUCACCACUCAUUGUUUACCAAAGCUGCAGCCAAAAAUAUUUUGUUCUUUUCUUACUCUAUACUGAGCCCUGUAGAAAGCAGAGAGACCAGAACUCCUAACCAAAGGAUACUACACAUCUUCUUUGUAAUUCUACCACAUCACAGUAAAAAAGGGGGAAGCCCAGACAGUCAUUUGUACUUUAUGAUAUUUUACUCAUACUUUUAGAUUUUUUAACUGAUUUCCAGGAAAUAUGUUGUUUUCCUUAACCAAUUCUGUGACCUCUUCCUAUGGUUGAACAGAGAGCCCUUUUUCCAUUUAAGACCCUACUACUGUGUGAAGAAAUAACAUGUUCAAGUAAUUUAACUUCCAGUGAAUUAAUUCAAUUAAUGUUAAAUAGAUGUUCCAUAACCAUCGAGGAAAGUUUGUUACUAAGAUAGUUCUGUGAAAAAUCCUUAUUACACUCUGUUGAACUAUAUUAGAUGGUAAAAACUAACAUCCUACUUAGUGUUCAACAAUGGUGGACUGAUUUCAAUUGGUAAAUCUCUUGUGGCAAAUUCAUAUGUUGGACUAUUACUCUUUGAGAAUUUAUAUUUAUGUGUGUGUGUGUAGUCUCUCUGUCUGAUAAGUGUUCCCUUUAGGGAUUUUAAAGGUAUAUUUGUCUCCUCUGUGUGUUUUAUUUUUCCAUUUACAAUUCCCUUUUUUGUUGCUAGAUUUUAUACACAGACUAGAUCUUUUUUUCUAUACACAGACUAGAUCUUUUUUUCCUACCACAUAUUUGAAGUGAAUAACAGAUUUAAAGAAGACUUUACUCACAUUGCCAUUCAUUCAUUUUGUUGGGGGGGCGGUGAUGAGGGACUGGUUUUAAACAGAAAACAUUCCAUCUCUUAUUUAGCAUAAAUAUCAAAAUGAGAAGACAAUCAUCAACCUCUCCCAUCAUGAUUUGAGUACCUUUUUUGUAAUGUAGUAUCAAAGUUUUAUAGUUAUUGCAAAAUUUUACAGAUCAUAUCUGUGGAAUGACUGGUGAAACUAAUCUGAUGAAGUGGAAAGUAUUCUGCAAUAUUGUAAUUCAUAGUUUGACUUUUCAUAAACAAAUAAACCCCAAGGGUGUAAUCAGGA
Messenger RNA from Erinaceus europaeus (western European hedgehog), 3003 nucleotides. RefSeq names its product potassium calcium-activated channel subfamily M regulatory beta subunit 2 (gene KCNMB2). Gene Ontology annotation, molecular function: calcium-activated potassium channel activity; potassium channel regulator activity. The transcript has 5 exons. The coding region runs from base 817 to 1524 and encodes 235 amino acids. Gene Ontology annotation, biological process: detection of calcium ion; potassium ion transport. Gene Ontology annotation, cellular component: membrane; voltage-gated potassium channel complex. The record is from RefSeq and is a predicted model, not a curated record. NCBI's taxonomy places the organism in Eukaryota, Metazoa, Chordata, Mammalia, Eulipotyphla, Erinaceidae.